GGGAAGCGGGCGGCGCGCGGUGAUGACGUGCUGGCUUUGUGCGCUGGGCGGCCGGGGGGCGGCAGGAGCAGCCGAUUGCCGCGCGUUCGCCUCGCCGCUCGCCACGCUGGGGCCGCCGCCGCCCCGGGUCCUAGCUAGACCCAUCUCUGCGCCCUCCGCGCGUGAGUAGUCCGCCCCUCUUCCUCUAGGCGGGAGCGGAAAGAGCGGCUGCGUUGUUGCUGUUUCCGGGCGUUGGGGGUAUAAAACUAAAAUCUAUUUUAUGAGACGGACUCUUUGUCAAGUUUACCUUUUUGAUGUCUGGUAUUUGAAACCUCCCAAGCAUGCCAGCAGCUACAGUAGAUCACAGCCAAAGAAUUUGUGAGGUUUGGGCUUGCAACCUGGAUGAAGAGAUGAAGAAAAUCCGUCAAGUUAUACGGAAGUUUAACUACGUUGCCAUGGAUACAGAGUUCCCAGGAGUAGUUGCGAGGCCUAUUGGAGAAUUCAGAAGCAAUGCGGACUAUCAGUACCAACUACUCCGCUGUAAUGUAGACUUGCUAAAGAUAAUUCAAUUAGGGUUGACGUUCAUGAAUGAGCAAGGCGAACACCCUCCAGGAACUUCAACGUGGCAGUUUAAUUUUAAAUUUAAUUUAACAGAGGACAUGUAUGCCCAAGACUCUAUAGAAUUACUAACAACAUCUGGAAUCCAGUUCAAAAAGCAUGAGGAAGAAGGAAUCGAAACACAGUACUUCGCUGAACUCCUAAUGACGUCAGGUGUGGUGUUGUGUGAAGGAGUCAAGUGGCUGUCGUUUCAUAGUGGCUAUGACUUCGGGUAUCUAAUCAAGAUCCUGACAAAUUCCAAUUUACCUGAAGAAGAGCUGGAUUUCUUUGAGAUACUGAGAUUGUUUUUCCCUGUCAUUUAUGAUGUGAAGUACCUUAUGAAGAGUUGCAAAAAUCUCAAGGGCGGAUUGCAAGAAGUAGCUGAACAAUUAGAGUUGGAGAGGAUAGGGCCACAGCAUCAGGCAGGAUCUGAUUCUCUACUAACAGGCAUGGCCUUCUUCAAAAUGAGAGAGAUGUUCUUUGAAGAUCACAUUGACGAUGCCAAGUACUGCGGUCACUUGUACGGUCUUGGUUCUGCUUCAUCUUAUGUCCAGAACGGGACAGGAAAUGCAUAUGAAGAAGAGGCUAGCAAGCAGUCAUGACAAGAAAUGAGAAACCACCUUUUCGGAGUGCCACGUGCUUGUACAUAGGUUUUAUCUCUGGUUGAAUCCCUUGGACAAUAAGGCGUUCGUCUUUCCUCCCCUUCUCAGCACACUGUCCUUCACCCCCUGCCUUUAUGUACUAAAAUCUUACUAUUCUGAUCCCGGUUAUUUGACUUUAAUGCAUAGGCAUUUCUGGGUUUAAUGCGGCUUUGUACCUUGCCCAUCUCUACACAAGCACAUGUAGGAGCAGUGCGGCAGACAGAAGAGGAAAGCUGAAAUGAUAAUGAAAUUUCUGGUAAACUUUAAUUGGUCUUAGCAUUGGUUUAUUUUCCCUAUUCUCUUCCUCCAAAACUGAACUAGCACCAAUUGUGACCGAUAUCUCCGUUUGAUGUUUAUCACUUCCCAGAAUACAAGAGUUUUAGCUAUUCAAGACUGUGGACCAUCACAUUUGCACUUUAAAAGAGUGACUCUGAGUCAGAUCCUCUGUUUUAUCUGGUUUUUCUAUCCUGACCUAGAGAAAAGCAUUUAUCUGCCAACUUGUAACCUCAUGUUAUUCCCCCUCACCCAGGUUUUUGAACUCACCGAACAAAACACACUCGCUGCAUAACUCUUCAUAAAGAACUAAACUGGUGUGCCGUCGUCUUCCAAGCGUGUGUACUUGCCAGCUUCUAAUUAGUUUGCCAGUUUAACACUCCUCUGUCAUGCAAGCAACUGGGUUGCGUUGCAGGGAUCUCUCUCCUGCACGCACUCUGUGGAAUUGAUUAGGUACUGUGCAAGAGUCCCGUUCUAUCCCUUUUCAUUUCAGGGACGUGCGUGUGUAUGCAAGAGGGAUCCCUUAUGGAUUGCUUCCUCUGUCCGCAAACCAGUUUUACAGCCAUCAGGAAAGAUUCUGUGUCCUUUCAUUUUUGAGUCUUUGAGCUUAAGAAUGGAAAGAGGACAGAAGCUGCAGUCAGUUUGAGUGCACCAAACACAUUGUGGACCCAUUUCCUUACUUCUUUCCCAGCAAUGCCCUUAAAAUACUAUUUUAAAACUCUAUUUAUUGUGUACUUGAAAUGAUGGGUGAACACAAAGUUGAUUAAGGAUGAGAUCCAAAGAUCUGAAACAGACCUUGACAUUGAGGGUGAAUCAAAAGAGGGGAAAAUACUUUUGUCCUUAUUGUAGCUGCUACAAAGGCAUUUGUUGUAAAACAACAAAUCUGUUUGUACCUAAUAAAGUUACCUGAGGAGUGUAAGGCUAGCUUAUUUUUUUAGUCUAUUUUAGAAAUGCAUUGUUUUUACUCAAGGACCACAAAGAACUUGCUUAACCAUGCUGAGCAGGCGCAAAAAGCAGUUGUGCAGAAAGACUUUAAUUUGGCAUCGAAGAGCUAAACCAUAUCCUGAAAUGAUGGAGUGCCUGAGACAGCCUCUGGCUCAUGUCAUCUACAUAGAAAAUCAACAAGGAGUAAAUCUCAGAAAUGUUCCACAAGUUGAUUUGUUUUACCAUGUACUUUAACCUGUUUUUCUUUUUUUUUUCCCCCUCAUUCAGUUACAAUGAUGUAACUAGGUGGUCCUUUUUUUAAAAAAAAAAAGAAAGUUGCAUAAGAGGGUAUUUGUUUUUAAAGCUUUUGUAAAUAAAGGCUUCAAAAAAUUUCUUACA
Molecule: messenger RNA, 2813 nt
Organism: Eublepharis macularius
Lineage: Eukaryota; Metazoa; Chordata; Lepidosauria; Squamata; Eublepharidae
Gene: CNOT7
Product: CCR4-NOT transcription complex subunit 7
Exons: 7
Coding region: 321-1178 (285 amino acids)
Cellular component (GO): P-body; CCR4-NOT core complex; CCR4-NOT complex
Molecular function (GO): nucleic acid binding; poly(A)-specific ribonuclease activity
Source: RefSeq, a predicted model, not a curated record